AUGGAUCUGGCUGGUAGUGCCUCUGCAUCACCCUCGUCGUCGCGUGGGCCCACAGCCCGCCGGAAGGCGACGAUGUAUCGCAAGUUCACCGUUGAACAGCUGGGCCCCUACUAUAACUCGAUUCCGGACGUGAUGAAUGCCGUGGGCUCGUUUGGCAAGUACCAGAUCUUUUGCUGUUUCGUCCUCUCCUACUCCUCUGUGCUGUGGACAGCCGACUACGCCUUCGUAUACCAGAAUUGCUCUACACUAACGCCUGUCAACGUUCAGUUCUUCACGGUGAUGGAAGAAUUCAAACUGAUUUGUGCAAGAAAGUUUUAUUUCCUCUGGCUAUUCACUGGCUAUCUGUGUGGUCAUUUACUGGGCUGUUGUCUUGGAGGUUUGAGCGCUGAUCUGUUUGGAAGACUCUCUGGGUUCUUUGCCACACUGACGAUCGGUCUGGUUAGCAACGUCAUGUCCAUUGCCAGCAGAAACUGGACAGCGUUCAUUGCAUUUCAGAUAGUGAACGGGAUUGCAAUGGGGAAAAUGGAGGUGAACAGUUUGACUCUUUUCAUAGAGUUCACCGAGGAGAGUUUUCGACUUGUGCCCAUUGCAGUAUUUCAAUCAGGCGUCGCCUUCCUAGUCGUUUCGUUGAUAGCCUUCCUAACUGUCCAGUGGCGCUAUUACUUCAUUUUUGUCGGUCUGAUUUCGGCUCCUUUGAUGUAUCUGCACCUCGUUUUUCGGGAAUCGCCACGAUGGUUACUCGUCCGAGGUAACGCGGACAAGGCAGCCGAGGUGUUGUCCGAAAUCGCCUCUGAUCGUUGGAACAAGAAAAACUUAACGAUCGUGCCUGCUCAACUAUUAGUGGCCAGAAAUCGCAUUAGAAGGUCCUCGUCAUUGAUCAAUGCCGUGAAGAGUUCUAGAAGAGUGCUGUUCCUAUUCGUGCAGAUCCUGUCGUCCUUCAAGUGGAGCAUGGUGAACAACUUUCUACUGGCAACCAUGGGCAACCGACUCGUUGGAAUCCACUUUCACCUGCUGAUCAAUGGACUCGUUCGAGUACUAGUGCCUAUCGUAGUGAUUACUGCGUUUUACAAGGUCGAGUGGUGA
Molecule: messenger RNA, 1083 nt
Organism: Soboliphyme baturini
Lineage: Eukaryota; Metazoa; Nematoda; Enoplea; Dioctophymatida; Soboliphymatidae
Source: the annotation of a GenBank genome assembly